AUGGGUUGGAUUGGCCUGGCAGUGAUAAUUCUCGCAGUUGAUUGUUAUGCAGAGAAAUCUACCAAACUUCCUGAACCCAGCGAAGAACUCAAUGAUGCGAGCAUCAUUAACAUCACUGAGGAAAGUAAGGAGAAUGUGGCUAGCACUGCAAUCAGCACUUCACCAGAACACAAAGGUUAGCC
This is a messenger RNA of Strongylus vulgaris, 182 nucleotides long. Lineage: Eukaryota; Metazoa; Nematoda; Chromadorea; Rhabditida; Strongylidae. The record is from the annotation of a GenBank genome assembly.